Molecule: messenger RNA, 636 nt
Organism: Homo sapiens (human)
Lineage: Eukaryota; Metazoa; Chordata; Mammalia; Primates; Hominidae
Source: RefSeq
CCAAGGAUGACCUCAACAACCAACACCAUGUGUGGCAGCUACUACAGAAACUACAAUGGUGGCCAUGGCUAUGGGUGCUGUGGCUACGGAGGCCUGGGCUGUGGUUAUGGCGGCUGUGGCUAUGGGUGCUGUGGCUACGGAGGCCUGGGCUUUGGCUAUGGAGGCCUGGACUGUGGCUAUGGAGGCCUGGGCUGUGGCUAUGGCUCCUUCUGUGGCUGUGGCUACAGAGGCCUGGACUGUGGCUAUGGCUGUGGCUAUGGCUAUGUCUCCCACUCCUUCUGUGGCUGUGGCUAUAGGUGCGGCUCUGGCUAUGGCUCCAGCUUUGGCUACUACUAUUGAGGACACCAUGGGAGACUCUCACCCUCUAUCCUGUGACAUUGCAAUUCACCAAUUCUGAAGCCCACAUGCUCUGAGCCUUUCCCUUGAUUGAUGAUAUCCUGCAGUGGAAGUCUAAUAUGAUCUGUUGUUGAUCUACCAUCUAACCCAAAAAUACCCUGAGUUUCCAUCAUGAAGUGGGAUAAGGUGAAGUUCACCUGUCACUUCUCCUUUUAUCAGGAUGAUGGUGUCACAGUGACUCCUUUGAUGACUUUCAUGCUGUAGUUUGUUUCUCUGCUGACCUAAUAAACACAUUUAAUC